This is a messenger RNA of Homarus americanus (American lobster), 7326 nucleotides long. It is a transcript of the gene jar, whose product is annotated as unconventional myosin-VI-like. The record is from RefSeq and is a predicted model, not a curated record. Gene Ontology annotation, cellular component: actin cytoskeleton; myosin complex; cytoplasm. The transcript has 26 exons. Gene Ontology annotation, biological process: endocytosis; vesicle transport along actin filament; actin filament organization. NCBI's taxonomy places the organism in Eukaryota, Metazoa, Arthropoda, Malacostraca, Decapoda, Nephropidae. The coding region runs from base 283 to 4095 and encodes 1270 amino acids. Gene Ontology annotation, molecular function: actin filament binding; microfilament motor activity; ATP binding.
UACUGUGUGGUGGUGGGCGCGGGAGGGUGUGCGUGUGUGUGGUCUACGCUGCUUCACCCUGUCCAGUCGUAACUAAAAUCUGUAUGUGUGUGUCACGUCAUCCUCGUCAACGUGCACCUCAAGUGUGUUGUGGUGGUGGAGGUCUAGUGGCAACAGUAGUGGUGGUGCUCUUGUGUGGAGGAUAAGGUAGUGUUAGUUCCUCACCGGCCUGGAGGAGGACUGUGGUGGGAGGGUUCACCUGUGGACAUAAGAGUCACCGCCGCCUGCUACUGUAAACCGGGGAUGGAGGGCACGCAGAAGGUUUGGGUGAGUGACCAGACUCAUGGGUUCAUCCAGGGUAACAUCGUUGACCUGGCCAGUGAAGGGGUUCUCAUUCAGCCCAUCUCCCGAGGAUCCAAGCCCAUCACUGCCGACUAUGACAGACUCUUCCCGUCAGAGGAGGAUGACAGCAAGGAGGUGGAUGACAAUUGUGCCCUUAUGUACUUGAAUGAGGCUACGCUCCUCAACAACAUCAGACUCAGAUACAACCGUGACAAAAUCUACACGUAUGUGGCCAAUAUUGUGAUAGCAGUGAAUCCCUACAUCGACAUCCCCAAGCUGUACGCGCUAGACACCAUCAGACAGUACCAGGGCAAGUCUUUGGGCCAGAUGCCUCCCCAUGUCUUCGCUAUUGCUGACAAAGCCUUUCGUGACAUGAAAGUUCUGAAACAAUCUCAGAGUAUCGUCGUGUCAGGAGAAUCUGGAGCAGGAAAGACAGAGUCCACUAAGUACAUCCUGCGGUACCUGUGUGAGUCCUGGGGGUCCAAGGUCGGCCAUCUAGAAGCUAAGAUUUUGGAUGCCAAUCCCGUUCUGGAGUCGUUCGGUAACGCCAAGACGACCCGUAACAACAACAGCUCUCGUUUCGGCAAGUUCAUCGAGAUCCACUUCAACGAGAGACACUCUGUCGUGGGAGGGUUUAUAUCACACUACCUGCUGGAAAAAUCUCGUAUUGUUGUUCAAGGUCCUCACGAGAGGAACUACCACGUAUUCUACCAGCUCUGUGCCGGCGCUCCGGAACAGUUGAGGCAACAGUUAAAGCUCGGCACUCCAGACCAGUACAACUAUUUGAGGAAGGGCUGCACUCAGUACUUCUGUAGCAAGGACACAGAGAAGACUCUAGCAGCCAACAGGAAGAGCUCCAACCACCAGAAGAAGGGACCACUCAAAGACCCCAUCUUGGACGAUGUGCGGGACUUUGCCUCCAUGGACAAAGCUUUGGGUAACUUUGGUCUGAAUAACCAAGAGCGAUUGGCUAUAUACACCACCGUGGCUUCCGUUCUUCAUCUGGGAAAUAUUAGUUUUGAAGACAACCCAGAGGACACAAAAGGAGGCUGUAUGGUGUCUCCAGGCUCUGAGGGCUCCUUAAAGACGGCCGCUGCACUCAUGGGCAUGGAUCCCUCGGAGCUCAACCAGGCGUUAUUAUCUCGUGUCAUGCAGACCAGCAAGGGUGGACUGAAGGGCACUGUUAUUAUGGUUCCUCUCAAGACCUACGAGGCCAGCAGUGCCCGUGAUGCACUGGCCAAGGCCAUGUACAGCAAGAUGUUCGACUACAUUGUUCACCGCAUCAACCAGAGCAUCCCGUUCUCCUCCUCAUCUUACUACAUCGGCAUCUUGGAUAUUGCUGGCUUUGAAUACUUCCCGGUGAACAGCUUUGAACAGUUCUGCAUUAACUAUUGUAAUGAGAAGCUACAGAUGUUCUUCAACGAGCGCAUCUUGAAGGAGGAACAAGCUCUGUAUGAGAAGGAAGGACUCGGUGUACGCAAGAUCUCUUAUGUCGACAACCAGGACUGUAUUGAUCUGAUUGAAGCGAAAGGCUACGGCAUCAUCAGCCUGUUGGACGAAGAGAGCAAACUGCCCAAGUCCUCGCACUCUCACUUCACCGCCGCCGUCCACAACAACCACAACAAUCACUUCCGGUUGGCUCUACCCCGCAAGAGCAAGUUGAGGGACCACAGAGAAAUCAGGGACGACGAAGGGUUUCUUAUUAGGCAUUUUGCUGGUGCCGUGUGCUAUCAGACGGCACAGUUUUUGGAGAAGAAUAAUGAUGCUCUUCAUGCAUCACUCGAAGCUCUGGUCCAGGAGGCUCAGAACAAGUUCAUCCGGGGUCUGUUCGCCGCCUCUGGGGAGAACCAAACGACUCGGGGCAAAUUGUCUUUCAUCUCCGUAGCUUCCAAGUUCAGGUCGCAGCUUCAGGAACUGAUGGACAAGUUAUCCGGCACGGGAACCAAUUUCAUCCGAUGCAUCAAGCCAAACGUGAAGAUGGUGGAUCACCAGUUUGAAGGAGGACCAAUUCUAUCUCAGCUUCAGUGUUCAGGAAUGACCUCAGUCCUGGAACUGAUGCAGCAGGGCUUCCCAUCCCGUGCACCUUUCCACGACCUCUACAGCAUGUACAAAAAAUAUCUACCUUCCCAACUCGCCAGACUUGAUCCUCGUCUCUUCUGUAAGUCACUAUUCAGGGCUCUUGGUCUGGACGACAGGGACUUCAAAUUUGGCAUGACCAAGGUCUUCUUCCGACCUGGCAAGUUUGCUGAAUUUGACCAAAUGAUGAAGAGCGACCCAGAGAACCUCCAGCUGCUGGUGUCCAAGGUGAAGAAGUGGCUCCUGCAGUCACGGUGGAAGAAGUCACAGUGGUGUGCUCUCUCUGUCAUCAAGUUGAAGAACAAGAUCCUGUAUCGCCGUGAACAACUUAUAAUCAUCCAGAAGAACGUAAAGAUGUACCACGCCAGGAAGAAACAUCGGCCACGCUACUUGGGUGUCAUCAAGGUCAAGGGCCUGCAGGGUCAGCUGCAGCAGAUGUUGGGUAUUGUGAAUCAGUUGAGGAAAGAGAAGGACUCAUCUCUCGCAACAGUGAAGAAGCUGGAGGGUAACAUGGAGGCCACCAUCAAGAAAAUAAAGGGAACGGUCAUGACCCGAGAGCAGAUCGACAAGGAAGUGAACAACCUCGUGAACUCGUUGAAUGCCGAGCUGAGUGUCUUACAUAAGAAACUCCUACAACAGAAGAACGCAGAGGAGCAAGAAAGACUACGUCAUAUACAAGAAGAAAUGGAGAGGGAGAGAAAGAAGAAGGAGGAGGAGGAGAGGAGGAGAAGAGAAGAUGAAGAUAUUAGGAAAAAGAAAGCCGAGAUGGAGUUGAGACGCAAACAUGAAGAGGAACUACGUCAGAAACAGGAGGAGGAGGACCGUCGUGCAGCAGUGGCUUUACAGGUCCAGCUGGCCAAGGAGGCGGCCGAGACAGAGCACCUCGCCCAACAGGAGGAGCAGGAGAAGAGGGAUCACGAGCUGGCACUUCGUCUGGCCAGCGAGACCAACUCGGCCGUGGAUGACAUCGCCCCGUCUCUCAAGAGCUCGUUAAAUGGAGAUCCCAGCCAAUUGUACAAGUUGAAAAGAUCCACCAUGGUCGAGAAGCAGCGGCAAGAAGCGGCCAACAAGAAGUAUGAUCUUAGCAAGUGGAAAUAUGCCGAACUACGAGAUACAAUUAACACGUCGUGUGACCUUGAGCUGCUAGAGGCUUGUCGGAGUGAGUUCCACCGCCGCCUUAAGGUCUACCACGCGUGGAAAGCAAAGAAUAAGAAGCGCACCACCAUGGAGGAGAACCAACGUGCCCCCAAGUCUGUUCUUGAUGCAGCGUGCAAUGUGACGUACGUUACAGAAAAUGAGCAAGUCUGCCGUGUGGUCGGUUACGUAAAGAAAGCCAAGGCCAACCCACCACGUGUGACCCCCAAGGUAAGCACCCCAGGAAGCGCCAACACCCAGCGAUACUUCCGUAUUCCCUUCGUACGACCCAGUGACCAGCACCGCGGUGAACAGCAGCAGAAGGGCUGGUGGUAUGCUCAUUUUGACGGUGAUUGGAUUGCUCGUCAGAUGGAGUUACACCCUGAUAAACCUCCGAUCUUGCUUGUGGCAGGCCGAGAUGACAUGCAGAUGUGUGAGUUGAGCCUGGACGAGACGGGACUAACCAGGAAGCGCGGUGCAGAGAUCCUCGAUCACGAAUACGAAAAAGAAUGGAGCCGCCACGGAGGGAAGUGUUACGAGCCUCCAGUUGGUAGAAAACGUUAAUGGAUGAGAUGAGACGACCUACAGUCGGUAGUAAAAGAUGUUACCCUGAAUUUUAUUAACAUUAUAGAUAUGUUUUUUAUUCUAAAGAUGUUAAUUAUCUGUGAAUCUUGAGAUUUUAUUAUAUUCAUAAAAUAUAAAUAUUAUCAGACAACAAAUUGGCAAAUAUUAUAUAAAAUUAUAGUUUUUUUCUCUCACCUGUAGAUAUUGCAGAAAAUAUACAGGUACUGUAUGUAAUUUUGAUAGCAGUGUUUUUUAGAAAUUAUUGAGUGUUGGAGUAUGUACAUGCUGAUGUAUCCACCUCAAGGUUAACUGCUUGGUAUUCCUAGCUGGUUCAGAAGAAAGAAGCAUAAACUAUUUAGCUAAGAAGUGCGGUAGCUAAUACUGCAACACGCAGCUUGGUUCAGGGGAGGUGUGAGACAAACAUAGUACUGUACUGUACAUGGAAAGGAAUUUUCCCUCAACAAAUGGAGGUAUUGUAGUGGAUAUUCUCCCCCACAGUAUCUUGUCAGUUUUCUUAAUUUAUCUUAUUUACGUUGUAUAUCUGUGCAUUGAGAAAGUUGGAAGACGUACGCAGUCAGCUUUAACCAUCAGGGAAAACUAGUACAGUAAUAACUGAAGUUUGUAAUAAUUUGAAGAAAAGAUUAAAUGGAAAUAAAAAAAGUGUCCAUAUCAUUGAUGGUAAUUAAGGUGAAGGUUUAAGGUGCUCUGAUGACCCGACCUCACCAGUGUCGGUGCCCAAUCAUAAACUGCCUGUACAGCCUUAUGUUUAAUAUUAUACUGUACUGUACACAACACCAGUCGGGCUAUUUUUGUAAUCAGUCGAGUUUUCCAGCUAGACAUUUUCUUCCAUUUGUGAGUGAGAAAGAUUAACUUAUACACAGACAAGUUGAUUUUGUCACAGAGUAAAUACUUUGUUAUAAUUUUCUAAUACAGGCAUUUACAAAAAGUGUUUAAUGGGGCUAAGCAUUUAUUAUGCUUCCAUGGUUUGAGUAGCUACAGGCAGUGUAAUUUAGGAUAUAAGGAAUUGUUUGUGUCAUCACUAGAAGGAUAUCUUGUCAUCAGCUGCUAGAAAGUUAAACAUUACCAAAAGUUCAAAUAUUAUUAUCAGGUGUCCUUUCUGAUGGAGAAUUGAAGUGCCAACAUUGACAAGAAGUGUUUGGCCAUGAACCAAAUACUAAUUGGUAGCUACAUGUUGAAUUGGUACAUGAUGGAAGGGCAUUACAUAUAAAAAUGGUUUCUAAUCAGAGAAUUGGUUUCUAAACAUGAUUUAAUUCCUAGCAGUGACUCUUACAAUUGUAUCAGUGAUGGCAUUAUCAAAUGCUGUGUAAUAAGUUAAUAGACAUUAACUUUUUAUAUGAAAUUUUUGAUGGAAUAAAUGUUGUGAUAUUUAUUGAAAUUUACAAUAUUUGGGAUGGUGCAGCUGAGUUAAUACUUGUGAUGUACUUUAGGCAGGCUUGGCAGUGUUAUUGCUUUGGUUUAAAUCCCAUUUUCUUGAUGCCUGAUUUGACCUUCUGCCCAAUGUCAUAAAAGGCUGAUGUAUUGUUUUGUGAGGUCAAUCUUAGUCAUCAUCAAGUAAUUAUUAAGAUGAUAUAUUUCAGAUGUAUAUUUGUUGCCUCGAGUCUUAUCAAGGAAAUGGGAAUGGGCUGCCAUUGGUCUUUUUUUCCUUAUAAUUCAUUACAAUAUCAUUAUUUUAUGCUUUCUUGUAUAUUCCCUCAAUACAGGAGAACCUCAGUAAUUUGGAAGUGAUUAAGGUGUAAUUAUUUGUGAAAACAAAGUAAAGUAGCAAAUUGAACAGUGUUUAUUAUAAUACUGUAUGAUAAUUAGUGUGUAGACAUGUCCCCAUCAGCAAGGUGGUGGGUCUGUCAACUGUUAUAUCCACCUUGUUCAUUGUGAGGUGCAGCACACCACAGUACAGUACCUCAUAACUUGUAUCAAAAUAUUUAAUCCUGUUUCCAGAAGUAAAGGACUCUUGAAUAUUACAAAGUGUUAAAUACUGUACAUCACUGGGAAAAUACAGUACAUUGCAAAAUUAUCCAACAACAAUAAAGCUAAAUGCUAUUUUGUAUUGUAAUAAUACUUUAUUUAUUGGAUCCACAAGUGUUUAUUUAAUUAGCUUUAUAUAUAGGUGAAAAAAAAAAUAUUUUUUCUUAAUACUGUAGUGCAUAUAGGACUUAUUUCAGCAAAUUACUGAGGUUUUGCUGCAUAUACAGGUUUAGGCUCCUGUAUGGAGACAUUAGUCAUUCCGUUGUCUGGUCCAUCAUGCAAUAAUCUAAUUAUUUUGUAUCUCUGAAACUGAGUCAUUCCUUAUAUUUGUCAUAUAUAUAAUCCCUGAUACUGUAUUGUACUGUAUUUCAAAUAGACAACAUAAAUUACAGCCAUACUACAGUACUGGGUGUAAUGUCACUUAAGGUCAUUCCUAAAGUUCCUUAAAAGUUUUUCUUUUAUAAGUUUAAUUUUGAAAUUUAUCUUAAUUUUUUUCUUCAGAAUUCCUUAGAUUUAAGUUAAUUGAGUUAGACAUUAAGAGCUGGCAGGACACUCACGGCUGCUGCUCCUGUAUGGAUUAUGGAAUUGGUUUUCUGAACACUAAAACAUUUAACUUGACCAUAAUAUGAGCAUCAUCACUAUGGUUUGUCCUGACUCGUUAUGAAUAUCAGCCACAAGAUGUCUGACCCCGAGUUGUGAAUACUUAAUCCCUCUGAUUUUAUUUUUUUGUAAUUUACAGAACAGGUUGAUGAUGAAUUUGUUGCAACUUUGAGACAUGUGUUGUUGUAAUUGACUUGCAACUGUGGACACUCUGCCACAUAUUGUUUCUCACGUCAAGACUUACGUUACGUUAUACUGUGCACCCCAAAAAAAAAAAAAUCCUGCAAUUUUGAAUUUGCUGUUGACUUUUUUUUAUCAUAUUUUUUUAAUGUUUUAUGGUACACCCAUUUUGUGAUGUCUUAUUUAAUAUUUCUUUAUUUAAAUGACAUAUAUUUUAUUAUGUUGUACUGUACAUGUUCCUUAUAUAUGGUUUAUUUAGAAAGUGUCUUGAUGCUUCAUUGUUUAUGCUUGUGAACACAUUGCAUAGGUCAACUUCAGCUAAAAAAAAUUUACUCCUCUGUAGGCAGCACAAAUGGGUUUAAAAUUUUACUAUCAUAAUUUGUCUUAAAUUACAGAAUGUUUAAACAGUGUACAUGUGUAUGAGUUGCUUAUAUUACCAGAUAUUCAUGAAUAAAGAUGCAAGUUAAC